GUAAGUUUAGGUUUGUUGCAGAGGAUUGUCAACAUCCAGAGACCACACGCUGGAAAUGAAAUGCUUGUUCGUGGAGAUGACAUGAAUUGAUUCCUUUUUAACCCGGGCUUGUUACAAGGGAGCUGCUUGGUCUAACUGUCUAUAGAUGGACUCCUGAAUAACCCUGGGAGCACAGUGAGUGAUGUGUGUUUGCGUGGUGACAGUGUGGGGCGGCAGACGGAGGGCGGAAGCAGAUGUGUGUGAGAGAGGUUCAGAGCCGUGGCACUAUCACAGGGUGCCUUUGUCUGGAUGUAGAGAGUGUUGAAUUAAAGGCUGUUAACACUAGUCUGCACAGUCAUAUGCUAAUUCCCUGUUACUCUGAGAGAAUAAAUAAAUUAUGCUCCAGAAAACACAUCCGAGUCCCUGCUUUACAUGCCUAAUGCAACACAGAUAGUGCGCAAGGAAGACAGAGGGAAAAGUGUGUGUGUAUUGGUUGCAUGAGAAGGAGUGGGUGGCACUGUACAAAAAUAGCAUUAAAGCAGCAUCAAAGAGGCAAGACAAAGAGAUUCUCUGUAACCUCUCUUCCUUUUUCAGUUCGGGCUUUGCACCCACUGCUGUUGUAGGUGAUGCUGUGCAGGAGAUAACGAGAGAUAGAUUGGGCGAAGAGGCAGAGAGCGAGAUUUGGUCAGGGAAUGGGAGCGGGAGGGGGGAUUUAAAGGGAAAGAAACGGAGGGAGAUUUAGGUAGAGACCAAGGAGUGAGUGCAAGGGAAGAGAGCCAGCGCAGCGAAGGAGCCGAGGCGACGGAUGGGAGAGGAGAAGAGGAGAGGCAUUGACUUGGAGGCAUACACAUGGACGAGAAGAAAACGGCUAUUUCAUGUGCUCAGUGUGCACGGCUGAAGCGUGCGGCUGUCUGACUGGAUUGCUAGUCAUCUGCUGCUCCAAAGCUAGAGGACAUACAAAGAAAUACAGGCAGGCUGGGAAUAUAGGGCUGUGUGCAGAGGAUGAACAGGCGAUGUGGGCUCUCUGGCUGUGAUCGCUGUCCUCAGACCCCCGUAGCCACUCGCACUGGUGCUGUUGCAGGCCGUUAGCCUUGCAGUUCGGCGGCAGCAGUCAGAGCAAUUGAUACAGAAUGAGCUCCAAGCACUCCUCCGACUGGAUACCCUACAGCACUUUAGAUGAUGAGGGCACCAACCUCAGGCAGCAGAAGCUGGACAGGCAGCGAGCGCUACUCGAACAGAAACAGAAGAAGAAGAGGCAGGAGCCCCUGAUGGUCCAGUCCAACGUGGACAGCAGAUCUCGUGCGCGUCGGACCAAACAGAGCGAAGAGCAGGCCCCGCUGGUAGAGUCCUACCUCAGCAGCAACAGCAGCACCAUCUACCAUGUGCAAGAUGCUGAACAGGAGGAGGUGAAGGUGAUAUCGGACACACAGCCGCCCCGCUCGGCCAAAAAGGGGAGAGCGUCGGCCAGCUCCACGCCACAGACAGGCAGCGACAAGAAGGAGAGGAAGGGGAAACACAAAGCAAUCGACGGCCUGGCCUCCCCGCAGGACGACGGUCAGAUCCAGAUCCUGACGGUGGGCCACCCGAGCAGCGAGGAGGGCGAGGCCGAGCCGGUGAUGAGCUGCACUCAGUCUCAGAGCAAACAGGAUCUGCGCGUCACCAUGCUGAAGAAAGGUAUAUCCAGCAGCAUGAAUUUCGACGAAGAGGAAGAUGACGAGGAUGAAAUUAGCUCCAGUUCUUCACAGCUCAACAGCAUCACCAGACCAGGCUCGGCCACCAGCAAGAAAUCCUGCAAGGAGGUGGCCUCGGCUCCCACUCCGCCAACCAACGAGCCCUCCGUCGACGUCGACGACCUGGAAGAGUUUUCUCUGCGGCCUGCGCCGCAGGGGGUCAGAGUGAAGUGCAGAAUCACCCGGGAUAAGAAGGGCAUGGACAGAGGCAUGUAUCCCACCUACUACCUUCACCUGGAGAGGGAGGACGGCAAGAAGGUGUUCCUGCUUGCUGGUCGGAAGAGGAAAAAGAGCAAAACAUCAAAUUACCUCAUCUCCAUUGACCCCACUGAUCUGUCUCGAGGUGGAGAGAGUUUCAUCGGUAAACUGAGAUCAAACCUCAUGGGAACCAAGUUCACUGUGUACGACAGCGGUCUGAACCCCAUGAAGAGCACCACCAGCCUUGAAGCUAGCAGUCUGCGUCAGGAGCUAGCAGCUAUUUGCUAUGAAACCAAUGUGUUAGGAUUCAAAGGACCUCGCAAAAUGAGUGUCAUCAUUCCCGGGAUGAACAUGGACCACGAGCGAGUGUCAAUUCGCCCGCGUAACGACCAUGAGUCACUGCUGGCCAGGUGGCAGAACAAGAACACCGAGAGUGUGAUCGAACUUCACAACAAGACGCCUGUGUGGAACGAUGACACACAGUCCUAUGUGCUCAACUUCCACGGCAGAGUCACUCAGGCUUCCGUCAAGAAUUUUCAGAUCAUUCACGACAACGACCCCGACUACAUUGUGAUGCAGUUUGGCCGUGUGGCUGAGGAUGUCUUCACCAUGGACUACAAUUAUCCAAUGUGUGCCCUGCAAGCCUUCGCCAUCGCCCUGUCCAGCUUUGAUAGCAAGUUAGCCUGUGAAUAGACCCCAGCCUGGAGUUCAGUGGAGAACUGACUGGCCCGCCUGUGCUCUCAACAAGGGCUGUUCUGUAUUCCUGGAGCUGAUUUGAGAUCAUCAAAUCAUCCAGCACCUUGGAAGUCCCGCAUAUCCCAAAAUACUCUAUGGGCCUCAAGUUUUACAUAUAUGUGUGUGUCU
This is a messenger RNA of Salarias fasciatus (jewelled blenny), 2771 nucleotides long. RefSeq names its product TUB bipartite transcription factor (gene tub). Gene Ontology annotation, biological process: protein localization to cilium. Gene Ontology annotation, cellular component: cilium. Lineage: Eukaryota; Metazoa; Chordata; Actinopteri; Blenniiformes; Blenniidae. The record is from RefSeq and is a predicted model, not a curated record. The coding region runs from base 1110 to 2600 and encodes 496 amino acids. The transcript has 12 exons.